Scleropages formosus (Asian bonytongue) is the source of this 1463-nucleotide messenger RNA. Its product is annotated as dual specificity protein phosphatase 26-like. Gene Ontology annotation, molecular function: protein tyrosine/serine/threonine phosphatase activity; MAP kinase phosphatase activity. The coding region runs from base 19 to 594 and encodes 191 amino acids. The transcript is spliced from 3 exons. Gene Ontology annotation, biological process: protein dephosphorylation; negative regulation of MAPK cascade. Gene Ontology annotation, cellular component: cytoplasm. The record is from RefSeq and is a predicted model, not a curated record. NCBI's taxonomy places the organism in Eukaryota, Metazoa, Chordata, Actinopteri, Osteoglossiformes, Osteoglossidae.
UCCCAGUUCAGGAGUAAAAUGACGACUUCCCAGGGAAGCAAACAUGGGUACCUCUCUGUGAAGGAUCUGGAAGACGUUUUGGACAGUUGCAAAUUACAGCUCACCCAGAUAGAUGAAGUGUGGCCAAACAUUUACAUCGGCAACGUGUCCGUAGCGCAGAACCGGACGGCCCUGCAGAAACUGGGCAUCACGCACAUACUGAACGCUGCGCACUCCAAGCAGGGCAGCAUAGGGGACCAGAAAUUUUACGGCAGCAAGUUUGUCUACUGCGGGAUUCCAGCGGACGACUCCUCUUACUUUGACCUGGACGUGUACUUCCAGCCAGCAGCCGACUUCAUACACAAAGCUCUCAAAGAAGGAGAUGGGAAGGUGCUGGUGCACUGCAUCAUGGGAAUGAGCCGAUCGUCCACCCUGGUGCUGGCGUACCUCAUGCUGUACCACCACCUCCCUCUGUGUCACGCCAUACAGAAGCUCAUCAAGAAAAGGGCCAUUUAUCCCAACAGGAAUUUCCUCGCACUUCUGUUGGACCUUGAUCUUCAGCUGAGGAGGAGGAGGAGGAGCAGGAGGAGGAAAAGUGUGUGUGUUCUUUCGUGAAUUCGAAGACCGGCGCAAAUUUCGCCGAGCGUGACGGCCACAGACGGGCGCUUUCGCGCAAAGGGACUUCGUGACACAGCAGCUGAUGUCGGCGUCACGGUUUCUGCUCCACGCGCCCAUGCUCUUUCACCGCAUUCUCCUCUAACUGAAGGCGCUACUGUGCGGCGCACGAUUCAUUUGUACAAUAUUUGUAAAGGGCCCCGAAGACCGAGGCGUUUCUGCUCAUACAACGGAAGUUACAGCGGGAAACUGUUUAAAAACUCAACAGAUGCUUCUUUUGCCGGAGGAGUGUCAGUUCUCCCGGAAAGGGGAACGUGGCCGCAGAUCGACCACGUUCUUUAUGCCGAUACCAAACCGCGGGUACGUCAAAGCAGUUGCUGAUCACGCGACCGAUAAAUGUACCAGUUCGACAUCCCUCGUCAUGCAGGCCUAUGCAGACCUCAGGCAAACGAUGCUUUUUACCCCAUUUUAAACACGGUCACUGGAGGCAAUUUUAAUUCUUGCGUAAACGGUAUUUUGAGCGUAAAUUGCAGGCUCUUCUGGGCAGUGACGCAGUGGGCUCUUGCUGACACUCCUGAGAUCAUAGAGGAGUGAAGAGAAGCUCGAGGAACUAAAAGAAUGAGCGAGUUAAGAAUGGCGGCGCGUCCCUGCAUCCCUCCGUGUCCGACAGUCGCGUUGCCACAUUUCCCACUGUCCCAUGAGACACAAAAAUAGCCACGUCUAGAGGUAUUACUUCUACAGUAUUUCCCCGACAUUAACAUACUGCUCAAGGUAACAUGUUAUAUUUUGUCGCUAAUGUUACUGUAAUAAACAUCUUACAUCAAUAACUGUGUUUUACAUUACUCGCUGGAAAUGUACAUUUACUUUUA